AAGAUGGCGGCGAGGUUGAGCGGCGGCGGCGAGAACCGGCUCGUGUCGCUGCCCCUUUCGCGCAUCCGCGUGAUCAUGAAGAGCUCCCCGGAGGUGUCCAGCAUCAACCAGGAUGCGCUCUUCCUCACCGCCAAGGCCACGGAGCUCUUCGUGCAGUACUUGGCCACCUACUCCUACAAGCACGGCCGGGGCAAGGAGAAGGGCGCCCUCACCUACAGCGACCUGUCCCACACCGCCGAGGAGUGUGAGACCUUCCAGUUCCUCGCAGAUAUCUUACCAAAGAAGAUCCUAGCCAGCAAAUACCUAAAAAUGCUCGAAAAAGAGAAGCGAGAUGGGGAAGUAGGGGAAGACGAGGCAGAAGAUGAUGAUGAUGAAGCUGAAAGCGUUGGUGAGGAUGUGGGAUCCUAAGGGAAUUCCUUCACAAGUGAAUCCAUCUUCCUUUGUAUAAAGGAUGCUCUGUUGGUGACUGAAAAUCCAGAUGCUGGACAUAUUUAUACACUGAGCCAUCUGCUUUUGCUUUAAGAAGUUCGGAAGUGGAACUUCAUCCUUGCUGAAGAAGGGAAUUCUCUCGGACACAUGACAGGGCAUAUCCAUCACACAGGGAAAGAAGUUGCUGUAAAUCUGACUUUCAAGAAAGAAGUUACUGUAAAUCUGACAGCAGAAGCUGCUUGGACAAUGUAAAAUUUCUUUUUCAGACAAUCGUUACCAAAUUGAAAAUGUCUCGUGGGCAACGCAGCUUUCGGGCCCAAGGCUCUUUCUCCCUCUAUUCAGAGUCUUCCCCUCGUUUGGGGUUUCCCUCGGGGUGGAAAAUGCGGGAGACUCUUUAUCCCAUGACAGUAUCUGAUGAAACCUCCUCCGGGUUUUCUAGAGCCAGGGCAUUAGCAGGGGACCAAGCCCAUUUAAAAAAAAAAAAAAAAACUGUAAAAAAAAAAAAGCUGCUUCUGUAACGCAGCCUAAAGAGCUGUUUCAGCAUAGAAAUGGGCUCAAGGAUCAGAUCCUUCCCAACAGCUAAUGAGGGGAAAAGUAAAAGAGUUAGAUAAUGAUGUAAAUAUGUACAUCUAGAAGCUGCUUUUUCUCCAGAGAAGUCUCUACUUCUGCAGUGUCUCUGUGGUUUUUUACCCAGAUGGAUGUCAUUAGGUUUUUUGAAUGCAGAUUGUUGAAUGGCAAGUGAAUGAGCAACCUUUGAGUGGUAAAGCUUUUUU
Nothoprocta perdicaria is the source of this 1202-nucleotide messenger RNA. It is a transcript of the gene CHRAC1, whose product is annotated as chromatin accessibility complex subunit 1. The record is from RefSeq and is a predicted model, not a curated record. Gene Ontology annotation, molecular function: protein heterodimerization activity. Gene Ontology annotation, cellular component: CHRAC; nucleus. Bases 4 to 408 code for a protein of 134 amino acids. NCBI's taxonomy places the organism in Eukaryota, Metazoa, Chordata, Aves, Tinamiformes, Tinamidae. The transcript has 3 exons.